AUGGCCAUUAAAGUGAAACGUGCCUGCCUGUCAGAGAGAAGCAGCUACCACAGGAGCCUGAUCGCCGCUGUCAAAACGCCGGUCAGCGCCAGCCCGCUUGUUGAGUCUCUGGGGCCCGCCUUCCUGAGCGAGGGUCAGUCAGUGUGCUCUGACAAGCAGGGCCCUGGUGUCUGGUGGGGCCUGUCCGCUGAGACCCAGAGGGGAAGCGGUGCUGCUUCGGAAACGGGGGCCUGA
Messenger RNA from Rangifer tarandus platyrhynchus (Svalbard reindeer), 234 nucleotides. The record is from the annotation of a GenBank genome assembly. NCBI's taxonomy places the organism in Eukaryota, Metazoa, Chordata, Mammalia, Artiodactyla, Cervidae.